AUGUUGCACAAAUUGGAAUUGAGAAAAGAAGCUACAGGGUAAAUAAAUUGACGAGCCUUGAGCUUUCACUGAUGAUCGUAGCUGGCCUUCACUUGAAGGCGCCUCUCCAUCCGUCGCAACCUAUCACCAACGAUUCCACGACGUAGUGCGUUAACCCGAGCUGCAUCGUUGACUGAAUUCGCAGUGGUUGUUGGAUGUUACGAAGGCCUUCUCUGGAUUGAAGCGUGAUCGCAUGUUACCGUGUCGUCUGAAUGAUGUAUCGUGGUUGACAGCAGAAAGUGAGCUGGCCAAGCACAUGGUAGGGGUUACACCUGAUAUCCUGGGGUACCCCGCGUUUGCAUAUUGGACCCAUGCUCCUGCAAGUGGUCUGGUGGUCUUCAUCCAACGGUUCGAAGAUGAAUUUGGAUGUGAUCCUACGAUGCAUGCCGCAAUGCUUACAGAUUCGGGAAAGCUGACAGCCGACAUGGACGCCCGACAACGCGUGAUGAUUCAGAAGAAUAUAGAUUGUGGACGAAUGGAGGUGCGUAGAACAGAAAACGACCAGCUCGUAUUAUGGAACGUCGAUGUAGUUGCGUGA
This is a messenger RNA of Hymenoscyphus albidus, 577 nucleotides long. Lineage: Eukaryota; Fungi; Ascomycota; Leotiomycetes; Helotiales; Helotiaceae. The record is from the annotation of a GenBank genome assembly.